Zymoseptoria tritici IPO323 is the source of this 3256-nucleotide messenger RNA. RefSeq names its product Ca(2+)/Mn(2+)-transporting P-type ATPase PMR1. Gene Ontology annotation, molecular function: ATP binding; P-type calcium transporter activity; ATP hydrolysis activity. Gene Ontology annotation, biological process: intracellular calcium ion homeostasis; calcium ion transmembrane transport; manganese ion transport. Lineage: Eukaryota; Fungi; Ascomycota; Dothideomycetes; Mycosphaerellales; Mycosphaerellaceae. The coding region runs from base 134 to 3256 and encodes 1040 amino acids. The transcript is spliced from 2 exons. Gene Ontology annotation, cellular component: endoplasmic reticulum; plasma membrane; Golgi membrane. The record is from RefSeq and is a predicted model, not a curated record.
GGAAUUCAACUAGUUGGACGCGACUUCCCCCGGACGAAGACCAUUACCCAUUCACCAGGAUAGUCACCACGCAUGCGGGAAGGUCGCUGACGCUUCUCUUCACCACCGGCACGGCCUUCAUGGCCGAUGAAUUAUGUCCCGCGCCAAUGCCCCGAUCAUACCGCUCCACAAUCCCGUCGCCAAUCGAGCGCCGCCUGCAAAUUCCACUCUCCAACCUCCGAGCGAGACCAACGGCAACAGCAGUCAUGUUCGGAGUACGAGCCGGAUCAGAUUCCCCGGCCAGCAGUCGAUAACAGCUCAGCAUGCGAUUCUCACACCGGAUGUGGUCGCGGAGCGUCACUCUACCUCCCUUGGAAAUGGCCUACAUCCCUCGGAUGCGGCGACGCGAUUGCAUGUCCAGGGUCCCAAUGAGCUUCCGCACGAGGAGCCGGAGCCGCUCUGGUUACGUUUCGUGCAGCAGUUCAAGGAGACAUUGAUCUUGCUUCUCUUGGCGAGUGCUGGUAUCUCAGCUUUGAUGGGCAAUUAUUCGGACUCCUUAUCGAUCGCCGUGGCUGUAACUAUCGUGGUCUCUGUGGCUUUCGUGCAGGAGUACCGGAGUGAGAAGAGCUUGGAAGCAUUGAACAAGCUGGUGCCACAUUUCGCACAUGUCAUUCGCAGCGCUGAGCCGCGAUCGGCAACGGAGGAUGUGAAUAGCAAGGGACCUGGAGACGGCGGCCUGGCAGUGGCGGAGAAGGCUAGUACAACGAUAUCCGCGACACAACUAGUGACGGGAGACUUGGUGCUGUUCCAUACAGGCGACAGGAUACCUGCUGAUGUUCGGAUCACUCGUUCUGCUGAUCUGAGUAUUGACGAGAGCAACUUGACGGGAGAGAACGAGCCAGUCGGGAAGACCGCGGAUACCCUCUCUCCGAGCACAUAUCUGAAUGGAAGUGCUGAUCCUUCCACAUACUCAAGCUCGGCUGGAGGGAUCAGACUGACAGACCAGACCAACAUCGCUUUUCAAGGAACUCUUGUGCGUUCGGGAUACGGCCAGGGAAUUGUCAUUGGGACUGGCGGCGAUACCGAGUUCGGGGCGAUCAGUGCUUCAUUGCAGGAGAUCGAAUCGCCUCGAACACCUCUUCAGCAAAGCAUGGACAGUCUUGGGAAGGACUUGAGCUACAUGUCGUUCGGCAUUAUUGGUUUGAUCAUGCUAGUGGGUCUAUGGAGAGGCAUCAAAUUUCUGGAGCUGUUUCAAAUCGGCGUCUCUCUCGCAGUGGCUGCAAUUCCAGAAGGAUUGCCGAUCAUCGUGACAGUGACGCUCGCGCUGGGCGUGCUGAGAAUGAGCAAGCGAAAUGCUAUCGUUCGAAGACUGCCUUCUGUCGAGACACUGGGAUCGGUCAACGUGGUCUGCUCGGACAAGACAGGCACUCUGACCGUCAACCACAUGACAGCUACAAGAAUGUGGAGUUUCGGUGAUGCAGCUCCCCAGGAAGUGGGCAAAGUCCAGACUGAUUCUCCGAAUGGCGCCACGACGCAGGCUAUAUUGAGAUCCGCGAACAUUGUCAACAAUGGACGGUUGAACACCCACAGUCACGGACAAGUCACCGCAGCAAGUGCUGCUAUCCUGGCUAGCACCGGAGGCGAUGAUCUCGCAGACGCGAAGAGUCGAUGGGCAGGCCAGCCAACAGAUGUGGCACUACUGGACCUUUUGGACAACUUCCACGAGGACGAUGUACGGUCAAAGCUCGGAGAGCGCAAGCACGAGGUUCCAUUCUCCAGCGAACGCAAAUGGAUGGGAGUUCUGUUGGAAGGGUCUGGCGGGAUUGAUACCGCCUACAUCAAGGGAGCGCUAGAGAGAGUCAUCGCCCGAUGCGACACCUACAUUUCGAACCAAGGCGGAGAAGUCGUCCUCGAUGACAGGCGAAAGCAAGAAGUCGACCAAGCCGCGCACCUCAUGGCUGAGGAGGGCCUCCGCGUGCUAGCUUUCGCCUCGGGUCCGAUCAAGAGUGGUUCAAAAACCAAGAGCCGAUCCACAACGCCCAUCCCACCAACUGGACUUGGAGAGGAGGUCUAUGACGGCCUCUGCUUUGCUGGCCUCGUAGGAAUGUCUGAUCCACCACGAAAAGGCGUGGAUCGCUCCAUCCGCCGCCUCAUGGCCGGCGGCGUCAAAGUCAUCAUGAUCACGGGCGACGCCGAAACCACUGCCGUCGCCAUUGCGAAGAAACUCGGCAUGCCUGUCAACCUGAACUCUGCUCUUGGCUCUCCAGUCCUCCGAGGCGACCAACUCGACCACAUGAGCGAGUCAGACCUUGCGGCUUGCAUGUCACGAGUGAGCAUCUUCGCGCGCACGAGUCCCGAGCACAAACUCAAGAUCAUCUCUGCCCUGCAAAGUCGCGGCGACGUUGUAGCCAUGACCGGAGAUGGCGUCAACGACGCUCCGGCCUUGAAGAAAGCCGACAUUGGAAUCAGUAUGGGCAAGCUGGGCACAGAUGUGGCUAAAGAGGCGGCGGACAUGAUUCUCACCGAUGAUGACUUCAGCACUAUCCUCAGUGCGAUCGAAGAGGGCAAGGGCAUCUUCUACAACAUUCAGAACUUCCUCACUUUUCAGCUAUCCACCAGCGUCGCCGCUCUAGGCCUCGUGAUGAUGUCCUCCCUUGGCGGCUGGAAGAAUCCUCUCAACGCCAUGCAAAUCCUCUGGAUCAACAUCCUAAUGGACGGUCCACCUGCACAAUCUCUAGGCGUCGAGCCUGUCGACCCCUCUCUCCUCCGCGAACCUCCCCGCCCACGAAACGCCCGCGUCCUCACUCCGCGUCUCAUCCGCCGCGUCCUCCAAUCCGCCAGCAUCAUCCUCCUGGGCACGUUGUUUACCUACGUCUCCAAUCUUACCGCCGAGGAUCUUGCCGCCCACAGCGUCUCGUCCCGCGAUACGACCCUCACUUUCACCCAAUUUGUGCUGUUCGACAUGUUCAACGCGCUAUCGUGCCGGUCUGCAACGAAGUCGGUGCUGAAGGGCGAGUUGCCGUUCUGGAGGAAUAGCAAGGGCGAAGGAAACGUGAUGUUCAACUAUGCGGUUGCAGGUAGUUUAAUUGGACAGGGUUUGGUGAUUUACUUUCCGCCGCUGCAGAGGGUGUUUCAGACGGAGGCGUUGAGCUUGGUAGACUUGGGACGAUUGGUGUUGAUGGCGAGCACGGUUCUUUGGGUUGAUGAGGGGAGGAAGUGGUGGGAGAGGAGGAGGAGUCAGGGCGGUAUGGGAGGCGGUUACAGUCGGAGAGUGUGA